This is a messenger RNA of Lytechinus pictus (painted urchin), 6002 nucleotides long. RefSeq lists its product as uncharacterized. Lineage: Eukaryota; Metazoa; Echinodermata; Echinoidea; Temnopleuroida; Toxopneustidae. The record is from RefSeq and is a predicted model, not a curated record. Gene Ontology annotation, biological process: axon guidance; negative chemotaxis; semaphorin-plexin signaling pathway. Gene Ontology annotation, cellular component: plasma membrane. The coding region runs from base 1 to 1494 and encodes 497 amino acids. The transcript is spliced from 12 exons. Gene Ontology annotation, molecular function: semaphorin receptor binding; chemorepellent activity.
AUGCGUGAUGCAGGUGACUCAGAUUUCUAUUACAUUGGAUCACUUAGGAGAUUUAAUGAUAAAGAUUAUCAGCUUUCUAAAGUUGCGGUCAACCCUAAUGCAAGUAUAUAUUCAGCUGAAGUGGAAACAGAUACUUCAAAUGAACGAUAUAUCUGGGAUCGAACAAGUUUUGUGGGAUCAAUAGAGCGUGGUGAAUUCAUUUAUUUCUUCUAUCGUGAGAAAGCCAGAGAAUAUUCAAACAUUGGGAAUAUUGUCUACUCCAGAGUUGCAAGGGUUUGCAAGAAUGACGGAGGAGGAAUAGGUACGCUCAAUGGUAAUUUUCUUACAUUUCUUAAGACACGGCUGAUGUGUUCGGUUGGAAGUGGAUAUCCAUUCAUCUUUAAUGAAAUCCAGGAUGUGUUCCAGUCUCCAAGUAAUGAAAAUCUCAUGUAUGGAUUGUUCACGAAUCCCAAUGCGGGAUUAUCAUCAACUGCAAUCUGUCGGUAUGACAUGUCUGAAAUUGAUAAACUGUUCAAUGAAGGUACGCGCCGAGGUCAGGAAAGUGGUGAUAAGCAGUGGCAAAGUAUUCCUAUAGAUGCUGAUGACACCGUGGAAAGAAGGAGUUGCAGCGAAGCAUUCCCGUCAAGUCUAAACACCUAUCUGAUAAACUAUCCUUUAAUGAACACCAAUGCUCCGAACUGUGGCCUGACAACAUCGUGCGACGACUACACUCGUGAGAGUGAUGAAGCUCUGGCUGUCUUUGAGGGUAUUCGUGGCCAGCAGCUAGUAGUUUUUAAUGACACUGGACUGACUGGACCCAUCCAAGUUUAUGUUGGCACUAAUAACAAUACAGUCUUUGAAGCAUCUAUCACUAAUUCUGCUGUCACCAUCAGCAAGCAGUUUAACAUCAAGGUUGACAUUUUAAUGUUUACUGAAGCGCAGCUACGAAACAAGUGGCCGUUUGCAGUAACUUACCUCGGAGUAAAUGGUAAUGAUAUCAUUGGCACCCUGGACAACAUGGUUUUCCAGUUUACACCAGACACCACUGAAGGUGGGCAAAUCCUUGAUCGAUCACCCUCUGUCUAUGGGGUUUAUUUCCCCGAAAAAGUACCUAAUGCCACAGUCGAAAUCUUCAAACUCUUCGAGGGACCAAGCGGCUCAGACAUCACAGCCUCCUUUUCAGAGAACUACAUGCGUUCUUGCUCUCAAAACACCUUCAAGUCCAGUGGGAGCGGAAAGAGGGAAUUCCUAGCUGUUCUCUGUAAGAUUAGUGAAGUUAAUGGCACUUUAAUUAUCACAGUCUCCAGUGACAGCCUUGGCCUUACCAACACCUUUAGUGUAGCAGUCGUGUCGGACGAAUCAGAACUUGCUGAGUGUGAUCCAUCGGAGGUUAACAAAUAUGACCAUGAAAUGGCCGAGUACAGGUAUGAUUUCAAGCAGUGGCUAAAUAGUUCUGUGACUUGUGAUGAUGGUACAAUAGAACCCUGUCCGAGUGCCAGCAAACCUGGAAUCUAGGACCCCUCAAUUCAUCCAAAUAGUCAAUGGCAAGUUUUAUCAAUCACCUCAUUUGUCGAAUUUCAUCAGAUAGCUAAUUUCUACUUUGAGGCCUCACCCACCGUGAAGCAAUCACCAAAAUCCCCCUCUGAUGUUAUUCUGAAUUCAGAGUAAUCCCGAAUCUAGAAUCAGCCGUUCGUUGGUGACUUGUGCAAAAUGCAUGGCAAAACAAUUGUAAAUGUUGAAAUGCUAAAAAGAAAUGUGAAAAAACGUUAGUCGUGUGGAUGGGUUUUAUUAUUUGCUUUUAGUUUUAUUUGCAUAAUUUCUAUUAAGGCUUAAAAGGUUUGGUUGGAAAUGAUAUUCUAUGAUAUACAUGUAUUUGUUUGAAUAUUUUUUAAUUGUCAUGGGAAUAGUUUGGGUCGCAUUACCCUCGUGCGAACUGUAUAUGGAAUAUAUUUAUAUGGGUGUAAAAAUGACAAAUUAUUUGCUGUCUUUUGUGCAUAGAUAUUGAGUCCUACAAUCCUCUUUCCUUAUGUCGUGCAUUUUUUUUGUACCAGUGUUAUCAUUUUUUUAAAUUUAAUACGCCAAAAGUAAUCAGUAGCGGCAGCCCUUAUCUUUGCAAGGUAAAAACAGUUGUGCCUGCAUUUCCAAGGCAAUAUUAUGUACAAGGAAUUAUUGAUUCUCUCUUGAUCACCAUUGCCCUGGAAGCAUUUCAUGAAACGAGUAGUCAGAGAUUUUUCUCUUUGUUACAGGCUACUGAAUCCUUGCAUCUGAUUGGCUCAAGAGAAAAUUUGAAUUUCACUGACUAAAUGCUUCAUGUUCGUAUUACUAGUAAACUACAAUUCAGUCAAUAUGGAUGGGAGUCCUUACCCACCACUUUUUAUUUAUUUCUUGCCCAUAGAACAUUAUCUCUUGCCUUUAUUGUAUCGUGAUUUUCAUGCAAUUCCCUGUGAUUUUUUUUUAAAAGGCAGUUUAUUGGUUGUAUCCAUAGAAAAUGAAAGACAUGCUAUUUCUCAAAAAAAAUAAUGAGAAUAAGUACUUUAUAAGAAAUUGUCUUUACUUUCAUUUAUAAGAUAAAGUGAUGGAUCCUAAUGAUUGGUUGCAUGCACACAUGACCAGUCAUUUAUUGUACCUAAGCCAUAGAUAUGCUAAUGACUGGUGAUGAGUGGUCAUAGUUAAGUCUAGUGACUGCUCAUGGCUUUGAGACAAGGAUGGUUUAUCAAGUAACAAGGAUCCACAUUAUCUUAUAGAAUAUAAUACUAUCUUAUGAAACAUAAUACACAUUAUUUUGCUUGGGCAAUAGAAUAAUUACCCGCAUUUGUUACCUUUCAAAUUGUUCCAAUUGUACCUUGUGUAAGUCUUACUAAUGACCUGGAUGAUGUGUAUUGUCAUUUGUAAACUUUGCCCUAACCACACACACUGAUGAAAUAGUUGAUGGUGGGAAUAAAUCUGUAUAUUCCCUGGCCGUGAAUGUCAAUAUUAUGAAACAUAUCAAUCUAAAAUAAGCAUUCCUAAUUUAAUAUAUUGUUUAAAGUUGUCGGAGUGAAUUUUCAAGCAUGUUUAUGUAAAGCUUUUAUUUUUCAAUGAUUGCUGUUUAAAUGCCAAUGGAAAUUUCUUAUAAAUUAUAGUUAGAUGCUCUUGAAUAGGUAUAAGGCUUGUAGUGAGUAAUUGAAAUCAGUUAAAAUAAUCCUUGUUUGCUGCAUUGUAAAAAUGGUAUUAAAAAAAAACAAAGAUGUAGAUGUUAAACUCUUAUGAUAAAAAUAUAAAUGGUCUUAGAGAUUUUGCAUCAUUGAGAAGAUAAUCAUCGAACAAACAUCUAAACAGUGUCUACUGUGGAUGUAUAUUAUUACAUGUAUAUUGCAGGCAUGUGUAUAGAAUAUCUGUAAUUGAUUGCUUUGCUAAUAAUACUAUGUAUAUAUUUAAUAGGAAUUCACCAUGAAUAAAUUUAAACAUGCAUGCUAUAAAUGCUUUAUAUUCAGAGAACUACCGGUAUGUCAUAAGUAACCAAGAUUGAAAAAAUGCACUUUUUGCUUCAUCUGCACAAAUGCAUUGAGCAUUUGACUUUUAUGGUAAAGGUAAACAUGUGUGUAUUGAUGACAAUACAAUUGUUCAAUAUGAAUGGUUUCCUAGAUUGAGUUUACUACAAAUAAGUGUAAAACAAUGUUCAUGUGGGUUAUUAUUAGAAGUGAUCAGAAGCGUCUAUAUCCAGCAUUCAUAUUAAAUUGUGUGUCAGUAAUGCAUAUUUCAGUUACAUUUCAAACCAUAUUUACCAUUGCAGCUACAUGUAUGUGUAUAAUGUGUGAAGAACUAAUGUGACAAAAUAGCCAUAUUCUGUACAAGUGAUAGUUGCAGGUAAUAAUUGAGAAAUGGAAGUAUGAAAAAAAUGAAAGCUGAAAUAUCCAGGUUUCUCAAAGAUUGAGUGCUAUCGCAAAAUACAACUAAUAAAAAUCAAUCAAGGUGUUCAGAUAUGCUAAUCAUGUAUUAUUAUUAGUGUCUACUGGAAGCAUGUACAUAAAGCAUUUAUAUAAUUUUCCUAGCAAGGAUUAUGCCAAUUUAAACUGCAUUUGAAAAAUUAUAUUUACCAUUGCAGCUAUUACAGCAGUUGUGUCGUAUAUGAACACUCCUUUAUUAAAAAUAGAUGCAUGUAUUUGUCACAGAACAAAAAUGUAAUACAUUAUUAAUCGAGAUUGCAUAUUGAAUCAACUUUUCAAAAAUACAAGGUUUGCUUUUUUUUUUUUAUCAUCUCAUUUUUAGAAAAUGGAUGAGAUGGGUCCGAAUACCAUAGCUCUAUUAAGGUUAUUGGGAAAGGCAGAUGGUAUUUUGAAAGACAAGUGCAUUUCACUGGCAGAAUGUAAAGAUGCAUGUACGAAAAUGAACUACCGGUACAAUGUGGUUUUAUGAAUACAUAUGAAAACAACAAACAGUAUUGUAGUGCAUGCGAUACUGUAGCACGUACUUGAUAACCCGUGAUUAUAGAUGCAUUUAAAGCCUACCUGCUUUCAAAAUAGUUUGUUGAUUGAUGUCAUACUUUGUGUUUUAGAAUUAAAUGAUAUUAACAUGGUCAUGUGAUUUUUCAUGUGACUUGUUAUAGCCGUAAUUGGUAAAGGUUGUGUAUGUAUGCGUAUGUAUGGCUAUACUUAGGUUUAGUACCUUUAAAGGAGAAUGAAACUCUUGGAGCAAGUUAGCUUUUGUGAAAGCAGAAAAAUCAAAGAAUAAGAUCAACAACAGUUUGAGUAAAAUAGGACUAGCAAUAGAAGAGUUAUGAGCAUUUGAAUGUCGAGAUCACUAAUGCUAUGGAGAUCCUCCCAUUGGCAAUGCGACCAAGAUCUAUGAUGUCAUAGAUGAACAACUCUCCCCUUUUGGACACUGAAAAUAUACCCCAAAACAUCUCUUUUUGCUCAUUCUAAUCAUAUGACAAACGAUUCAUCAAUGAUAUAAUGUUGUGAAACCUCUGUACUUGUCCUCUCAUAAAGAGAACACCUCACCUUGUGAUAGACUCUAUAAAAGUGAGAAUAUAAGUGAAAUAAGUACUAAAGUAAUGAGGGAGUUGUACGUGUGUGACAUCACAGAUCUUGGUCGCAUUGCCAAUGGGAGGAUCUACAUGGCAUUAGUGAUCUCAAUAUUCAAAUGCUCAUAAUUUCCUAUCAUUCAUUCAAUCUUCCUCAAACUUUCAACAAUAUGUUUCUUUGAUUUUUCUCUUUGAUAUGGAUUAAGCUGGUUUCAAGGGUUUCAUUCUCCUUUAAGUGUAAAUGCAUGGAAUGUAUAUAUUAGAAGGGUGGUAAUCAUCAAAUCGUUUAUAAUGUAUUUUAUAAGAUUCAUAUUAAUUUUCAUUAUGAUGUAUAUACUUGAACUCAGAUGUGACUUUCUUGUUUUUUCUGGCAAUACCAUUUUGGAAAGUCUCAACCUUAGAUGAAGUCAGUUUUUAUUUUGGAAUUUAGGAAACAGGUCACUGAAGUAAAAAAAAAAAAUACAACUGCAAUUUGCAACUCUGACAUGCAGUAUUCAACAUUGAUAAAUACAAUGAGAAUCCUUGUCAUUCUCCAAUACCUGCAAAACAAUUUUAUAUCGGAUAUAUUUAGAGAAUAGCUAGAAAGAAAGGGAGCCUAUUAUAAGAUACAUCACAUAUUAAACGUGGUGUGAAAAAUUUUGAAGAAGUAAAAAAAUAAAUAAAUGAACGUAGAAAUAUAUUGAAAUAAGGUUUGAAAUCAUUAAUUGGCAACAGACUGGGAAUGCCAAUCCAUUCCUUCAUCGAUUCAAAAUUUGCCUUUCCUAUCUUUAAAAUUUGUUUUGACAUAUAUACAGUGUAUACUGUGUGAUGAGGCAUUGCAAUCAAUCUAAAAAUAGCAGCUGUAAAAGUUAGAAACAGUGAAUUGCAAAUUUUAGGAAUAUAUCAAAUAGUCCGUAGAAUUAAUGUUAUUCUGAAAGUCAGAGAAUAAACCAACGGCUAGAUUGGACUUAUCCCUUAAAAGAUGAUCACGAAUUUGGGAUAGUUCAUUUCAGAAUAUGGUUUGUCAUGUAAAUUCUGCUCU